UGCUGCAUCGCUCCGACUACAUCGCUGGCUCUAUGGCAGCCCGCACUUAGACAGCCAAGAAGACAAAGCAGUUGGAUGAUUACUUGCUUGGCUGGGACCGAGAACAAACAACCGACGGGAACAUAAGUCUCGCGAACAAUUCUGCUCGUCUGCCAUCAAGAGAAACUGUCAGGCAGCCUGUGUCAUCUGUGUCCCCAGUGAAUAGGUGCUCCGAUAAGCAUUCAACAUAAGGUGAAACUAACUGGGCGAAGAAGGAGUCUGCCGCGUAUCCUCUGUUGCCCUCAAGUUGCAAUGAAGAUGCCUUCCGGAGAACAUCGAGGCGAAAUCGGCUUUGCCACCCUCCCGGAGCAGGUUCAUAGAAAAUCGGUCAAGAAGGGUUUCGAUUUCACGCUGAUGGUCGUUGGGGAAGCAGGUCUGGGGAAGAGCACCCUCAUCAAUUCGCUCUUUCUCAUGGAUUUAUACGAAGAACGCAAGCAACCCUCAGUUGAUGAGCGAGUUCAUCGCACAGUGUACAUCGAGAAGAAAACCAUGGAGAUCGAGGAGAAAGGUGUCCGUCUUCGGCUCACUGUGGUUGAUACACCGGGCUUCGGUGAUGCGCUGAAUAGUGACGAUUCAUGGCGAGCAAUCGAAAAGUAUAUCGAUGAGCAGUUCAAUCAGUUCUUCCGUGAUGAGAGCGGCCUCAAUCGGAAGAAUAUCGUCGAUAAUCGGGUGCACUGCUGUCUCUACUUCAUACCGCCAUGGGGACACGGUCUACGGCAACUCGAUAUCGAAUUCAUGCGACGGCUCCACAAGAAAGUCAACAUCGUUCCAGUGAUAGCUAAAGCCGAUACGCUAUCACCAAAAGAAGCUGCAGAACUGAAGAAGAUCAUAAUGAAGGAAUUGGAAUCCCAUGAGAUCCGGGUUUAUCAGCUGCCGGAGUGUGAUGAAGAUGAAGACGAAGAACUCAAAACUACAGACCGCGACCUCAAGGAGAGCAUACCAUUCGCCGUGGUUUCCAGCUGCCAAGUCGUAGAAGUUGGUGGCAGAAAAGUUCGCGGCAGGAUCUACCCUUGGGGCGUUGUGGAAGUUGAAAAUCCGAAGCAUUCGGACUUCCUCAAGCUUCGAACCUUCUUGAUCAGAAUUAUCAUGGGUUUGUUCAGUUCGCACAUGCAAGACCUCAAAGAAGUCACCCGGGACGUUCAUUACGAAAACUAUCGAGCUGAAUACAUCCAGACUCUGCGAACCUGUGGAAAAGCCAGCGCUGCUGACAUCGGCGUGGUACCGGUAAUCCCCGAUGCAGACAGACUGCUCCAAGAGAAAGAGGCUGAGCUCCGAAAAAUGCAGGAGAUGCUGGCCCAGAUGCAAGCGAAGCUUAAAGACACGUCCCGUUCGGCUACACCCUCUGGAAGCACAACUCCAGAUCCGGAUUCGAGAUCGCGUCGAGGCUCGCACGAUCUGCUCCACGCGUAA
Galendromus occidentalis (western predatory mite) is the source of this 1449-nucleotide messenger RNA. RefSeq names its product septin 4 (gene Septin4). NCBI's taxonomy places the organism in Eukaryota, Metazoa, Arthropoda, Arachnida, Mesostigmata, Phytoseiidae. The transcript has 8 exons. Bases 292 to 1449 code for a protein of 385 amino acids. Gene Ontology annotation, molecular function: GTP binding. The record is from RefSeq and is a predicted model, not a curated record.